Molecule: messenger RNA, 2325 nt
Organism: Diabrotica balteata
Lineage: Eukaryota; Metazoa; Arthropoda; Insecta; Coleoptera; Chrysomelidae
Source: the annotation of a GenBank genome assembly
AUGACGAGGUACACAAAUGCAGACUUUGCAGAUGACGAUAGUGUUAACAGUGUUCAGUUAAAUGAAGGCAUUAGUAGUAGCACCACUCACAUACGGUAUCACGCCGGUAGUACUAUCUGGAAGAUGAGAUCGCCGUUGGAAAAAGUGCUGUUGCUCUUAGUGGGCAUACUUUUGUUCACGAUAUUUAUUUUAGCCAUAAUUUUACAUGUUACUGAGCAUAGAUUAGAAGAAACUAAGAUGAUUAUAAUUCCAUCGGGGACCCCAGGACCCUGCUUGAAUAAAUCCUGCAUUAGAAUAGCUAAUACUAUAUUAGAAGCCAUGGACACUACCUUGGAUCCUUGUGACGAUUUCUAUGAAUACGCUUGUAAUGGUUGGGUAAAAGCCAACCCUAUCCCCGACGCCAAAACCACUUGGGGGACCUUCAUGAAGUUGGAACAACAAAACCAACUGGUUAUUAAAAGAGUUUUAGAACAACCGAUAGACACGUUGAAGUCAAAGGCUGAACAAAAGGCAAAAAUGUAUUAUGAAUCUUGCCUGGACGUAAACGAGACUGUAGAAGCAUUAGGAGCAAAACCUAUGAUAGCAUUAAUAGAAAAACUAGGUGGUUGGAACAUCACCAAUACGGGUUUUGAUGUCAACUCUUGGACAUUACAGAAUAUUACGCAGAUAAUUCAAAAUAAGUAUAAUAUAGGCGGCCUUUUUUCAUAUGCUGUGGGAGAAGAUGAUAAAAACUCAACUAGACACGUUUUACAAAUCGAUCAAAGUGGUCUGACACUUCCAACGAGAGAUAACUAUUUGAAUAAGACCAAGGAUCAUAUUAAAGUUCUUGAUGCCUACCUAGAGUACAUGACAAAGGUUGGAGUUUUAUUGGGAGGUGAGCCGAAUUCGACCAGAAAACAAAUGGAUGCCAUUAUAAAGUUCGAAACCAAACUUGCCAAUAUAACGAUACCCGGAGAAUUGCGAAGAGAUGAAGAAAAACUCUACAAUCUAAUGAAAAUCGGAGAUUUGCAAAUUAAAGCUCCAUUUAUAGACUGGAGGAAAUUUUUCGAAGAUGCGAUGAGGAUAGUUAACAAAAAAGUGACUAAUAAGGAAGAAGUAGUAGUUUACGCUCCAGAAUAUUUAGGAAAUUUAACAAAAUUAAUUAAAGAGUAUAAUAAAACCGUAGAAGGAAAGAUUGUUCUUAAUAACUACAUGGUCUGGCAAACUGUACGAGUUUUCACUGUAUGCCUUUCUAAAGCAUUUAGAGAUGCAUACAAAGGUCUCAGAACAGCAUUAAUGGGACAAGAAGGUGGUGAGGAGCCACAGUGGAGGUAUUGUAUCCAAGAUACCAAUUCUGUAUUAGGUUUUGCUAUUGGAGCCAUAUUUGUAAGGGAGGUAUUCGACCAGAACUCAAAAACUCAAGCUGAAGAUAUGAUCAAUAAUGUGAGGAAUGCCUUUAAGACGAAUUUCAAAAAUUUGAAGUGGAUGGAUAAUGACACCAGACAAGUUGCUAUUGAUAAAGCAGAUGCCAUUUCUGAUAUGAUAGGUUAUCCGGAAUUUGUCAAAGAUAUCAACUUGCUGGACGAAAGAUUUGAAAAACUAACAAUAAGGAACAACACUUAUUUCGAAAAUAAUAUCCAGAUAAGUUAUUUCAAUUUAAAGAAAAAUUUAGAAAAAAUAAAUGAACCUGUCAACAAAACUACUUGGAGCAUGCCUCCAUCUACCGUAAACGCAUACUACACUCCCACCAAAAACCAAAUGGUCUUUCCAGCCGGAAUUCUACAGAGCCCGUUUUACGACUCUUCUUUUCCUCCAAGUUUGAACUACGGGGGUAUGGGAGUAGUCAUGGGACAUGAGCUAACUCACGGUUUCGAUGACCAAGGCAGAGAGUUUGAUAAAUUUGGUAACCUCAAUCAUUGGUGGAAGAAUAAGACUAUUGAAAAGUUUAAACAAAGGACAAAAUGCGUUGUAGAUCAGUAUAACAAAUACCAAGUAAAUGGGAAAAACAUAAACGGAAAUCAAACACUUGGGGAAAACAUAGCCGAUAACGGCGGAUUAAAGGCAGCUUACCACGCUUACUUAGAAUUAAUGGAAAAUCAACCUGAACCACAAGAGCUUCCGGGUCUUUUGCUCAAUCACAAACAACUCUUCUUUGUAGCUUUUGCUCAGGUUUGGUGUUCAGCCGCAACUAAAGAAGCCACACUGCUUCAAAUAGAAAAAGAUUCCCACUCGCCAGCCCAAUUCAGAGUCAUAGGAGCGUUGAGCAACCUCAAAGAAUUCAGCGAAGAGUUCCAGUGCAAGCCGGGCUCCAAAAUGAACCCCACAAACAAAUGUGAAGUAUGGUAA